Messenger RNA from Trichoderma harzianum CBS 226.95, 3559 nucleotides. RefSeq lists its product as hypothetical. Bases 92 to 3559 code for a protein of 1155 amino acids. Gene Ontology annotation, cellular component: cytoplasm. The record is from RefSeq and is a predicted model, not a curated record. Gene Ontology annotation, biological process: amino acid activation for nonribosomal peptide biosynthetic process; secondary metabolite biosynthetic process. Lineage: Eukaryota; Fungi; Ascomycota; Sordariomycetes; Hypocreales; Hypocreaceae. Gene Ontology annotation, molecular function: catalytic activity; phosphopantetheine binding. The transcript is spliced from 3 exons.
UCACGCUCAACCCCGAUAUACACCAACGUUUGCUUAGCACAGACAACGUUGUACCCAAAUUCAUCAACCAUCUCUUAACACUUCAUCCACCAUGAGUGAAAACUUUGACACUGUGGUCAUUGGACGAAUCGAAGUGGAAAGGUCUAUGAUCUCCGGUAGCCCUCAAGGAAUGGAGGCAAAGGGCGGCCCAAUCUCUGUUGCGUCUCACGAGACCACAGAGACAGAUACCAUGUCAGAAGGCAUCACAUCAGCAGACUCAACUUCCGAAGACCUUGAAUUUGGAAGCACUGAUGUCAAAAACGCAUUUCUCGUCAAGUUCCCUCAAUACUGCCUCGGCGAUAUUGAGGAUGUCUAUCCUUGCACACCUCUUCAAGAGGGCAUUUUAACGAGUCAGACGCAAGGCACUGAGGAUUACAUUAUUCGUGCCACUAUGGAAUUGCAUUCAGUAAAUGGCGCCACUUUUGAUCUGGAGCGCCUUCAAAAAUCUUGGGACAGCAUCGUCCGACAGUCUGCUGCUCUACGAACAGUCUUUGUUCAAUCAACAUCUGGAGAUGGGUUAUUCCAUCAGAUUGUUUUGAGAAAUGUACCUACAGGAAUUCAGCAAAUCCAAGCCGAGACUCUCAACGAUAUAGCAACGAGGGAACCAUCAUGGGAAGAUGGUCGUGUUGCCCCUCACUGCUUAACAUUCUGCAAGCCAUUAAAUGGGCCCGAGGGUCUCAGGAUCGAACUACACCAUGGCGUCUCUGACGCGAUUUCCAGCAUGAAAAUCCUUCACGAGCUCAUGCGUCUCUACGAUGACCCAACUCGCCAACUUAUGGGGGUUCCUUUCCGUAGCUUUGUGCAACACCUCCAGAGCAACUCUGAGGAAGAAAAACUGAAAUACUGGCAAACGUUUCUGGAGGGCUCCCAGCCAUCCAUGUUUCCCAGACUUCGCGUCAACAGGACGAAUGAAGAACUACCACAGAGAUGUCGUCGACAAGUCAACCUUGACCGGGAUGGUAUUUUGGAUAUGGUGAAAAGCUCAAAAGUUAGCUUUUCUAUGCUUUUCCAUGCUGCUUGGUCAGUACUUCUACGGGCCUAUCUGGGGAGAGACGACGUAGCUUUUGGCUAUAUCUCCUCAGGCCGUCAUAAUGUGCCGUUACCAGAAGUCCAGGAGGCACUUGGCACUUAUAUCAGCAUGAUGGUAGCCCGAGCUCGAAUGGACGAAACUACAACUCUGGUCGACCUUGCAAGCCAGCUCCGAAAGAACAUUGCCAAUUCUUUGCCUCACGAGCAAUGCUCGCUGGCAUCAAUUCAGCGCAGAAUGCAAAUCAACGGCGGAUUCUUCAACACGUUGGUUGACGUCCAAAGGCGACCAAAACUUCGGCGCACAUCCGAUGAGAUCAGCCUAAACCUCACCCAUGUGCACACGGUUGCUGAAUAUGACAUUGUUGUCAAUAUCGAGGAUACUGGCGACGAAUUGCUUUUCGUGCUUGACUACAAGUCUAAUCUUCUUGGAGAAGCCGAUGCCGAAAACCUCAUCAGCUGCUUCACAUCCAUCGUCGGUCAAAUUCUGCAGAACCCCCAUCGCAGGAUAGCGGAAUUAGAUCUAUUCACAAAGGACCACCGUAAUCAACUCUUACAGUGGAACCAAGAUCAACUUCCAGUGACCGAUGCAUGCGCUCAUGACCUCUUUGAAGCCGAGGCUGCUCGUCACCCCGAAAAAAUUGCAGUAUGCUCGCUCGACAACAACUUUACCUACGCGCAGUUAAGUAUGCUGAGCACACGCUUGGCCGCGCACUUAAGAUCUUUAGGCGCAAGCCCAGGUGUUAUGAUCCCGCUGUGCAUGGAAAAGUCGGUUUGGGCAAUUGUCUCCAUGCUGGGUGUUCUGAAAGCUGGCGCAGCCUUCGUUCCCCUGGAUCCUGCUUCACCCACCAGUCGCAUUGAAGGCAUCCUUGAGGAUACAAAUGCCAAGAUUGUCAUAGCCUCCACUUCUACUUCACAAAAAAUGAGCCAGAUACAGAGAAGCCAACAUGUCGUCGUCAUCAACGAGGCAUUUGUCGCGGCUCUUGAAGAGAACGGAGAUGUUGCUAGCACAAGCCUCAGAACUCAUCCAUCCGCGCAAUCUCAAGAUACAGCAUAUGUUCUCUUUACUUCAGGAUCUACAGGCAAACCGAAAGGAGUUGUAGUUCCUCACCAGUCUCUCUGUUGCAGUAUGUAUGCCCACGGACCAGCCACAGGGAUCGAUCAAAACACCAGAGCGCUUCAAUUUGGCGCCUAUACGUUUGACUCCAUCAUUGCCGAAAUCUUCACAGUACUUGUGCACGGUGGAUGCGUCUGCGUUCCUUCUGAUGAAGAGCGUAUGAACAACGUGACAAGCUUUAUUGAACGCGUUGGUGUCAACUGGGUUAUGCUAACGCCGACAUUCGUCCGAACACUUGACCCCAAUUCAAUUCCUGGAGUUCACACUUUGGUGCUCAUUGGUGAGGCGGUUGACAAAGACUGCGUGGAUACAUGGCUUGGAAAAACUUAUGAGCCCGACCCAACCGUCAUAGGUAAACCAGUUGGAUGCAGAGCCUGGGUUGUAGACCCUGUUAACCACGAUAUUCUCUCACCAAUUGGAGCUGUUGGAGAACUUGUUAUCGAAGGGCCCAAUAUUACGAAGGGGUAUUUGGGGGAUACUGAAAAGACAUUAAAGUCCUUCAUCUCCCAACCGUCAUGGGUGUCCCGCUUUGCAGGGGCUGCACAAGAGACAUUUGCAUUCUAUAAGACGGGCGAUCUGGUACGACAACUCAGUGAUGGCUCACUCAAGUUCUGCGGUCGUGGAGACAGUCAGGCUAAAGUGAACGGACAAAGACUUGAACUCGGAGAAGUCGAAACUCAUCUGCUGAGUGAUGAUUCCACCAUCCACGCGCUCGCCGAAGUACCCAAAUCUGGCCCUUUCCAGGGACGUUUGGUAACUGUAUUGUCUCUCAACGGCCUCACAGGACCAAAGGAGAAUGAAGAUGCUGUGGAGUUGCAAUUCGUCAACAGAGAGUGCUGGAAUGCAGCAGCCGAUAUGUGCAUUCGUCUGAUGGACAAGCUGCACUCAGCGUUGCCAGCAUACAUGGUACCAACUGUUUGGAUGCCUGUUCAGAAGCUGCCUCUCCUGCCUUCUGGUAAAUUAGACAGGCGGCAGAUACGGACUUGGUUGACUACUGUCGAUGAAGACGUGCUGAAGGACACAGUCGAGUUUCAGACCAGUGGUAUCGAGAGAAAUACAGACGAUGAGGCGUUCUUUCAGGAAAACGAAACAGGACGGCGACUUCGGAAGAUUUGGAGCGAAACCCUCAAUAUUCCGGAAACUAGUAUCGGUGCUUCGAAUGCUUUUCUCUCUGUUGGAGGAGACUCUAUUUCAGCAAUGAAAGUCGUUGCGAAGGCUAGAGCUCAAGACAUUUUUGUCACCGUUCAGGAGAUUCUCCAGCACCGCACCAUCUCCGCUAUAAUUGAUCAUCUUCAGACAAAACAGUUUCGCAUCAAGAUAUCACUUCUAUUUCGGCUUAUCAACGACAUCAUGCCGACUUUGACUACUGGAACAUGA